This is a messenger RNA of Spizellomyces punctatus DAOM BR117, 1544 nucleotides long. RefSeq lists its product as uncharacterized. NCBI's taxonomy places the organism in Eukaryota, Fungi, Chytridiomycota, Chytridiomycetes, Spizellomycetales, Spizellomycetaceae. The transcript is spliced from 3 exons. Bases 201 to 1445 code for a protein of 414 amino acids. The record is from RefSeq and is a predicted model, not a curated record.
UACCACUGGGCUAUUCCCUCCUUUUUUCUCCAAAUCGCACAUGUUGGACAUUGUCAUCAGCGAAUCACUUUGGCUCGCCGGUGUUCAGAAGUCUUGCAGUCCUCUUCGUGCGUCUCCUUUUGUAUUUAGUAUUCGCAUACCCACAGUAAUGUUGAAAACCUACGUCGUUGCGUCAUCCACACAAUCACCACAAACCCAAAAUGUCCCUUGCGAUAAAUCACCAACGCUCAAGCUCAGCCGUCUCAACGGUGGUUCAACCCUCAAGCUCACCGCGCACGCAAAAACUUGAAGACAGUAAUAUUAACAGCAACGGGAACACCACCUCAGGUCAAUCCCACUCUGCAAAGAAGCGCCAACGAUGCUUCAGUGCAAAUAAAGCUCAUCCUGAAAACAACAAUACACACACCCACCAGAAAACGGCAUCCCCUCAGCAAGUUCGCUUUCCCGGAAACCAAAACAAGACUCCGGGCUCCCCUAUGCGCAAAGAAAAACAUACAGCUCAACAGCCUCGCCCUGACCGGCAAGAGCAAUCUGCUCGCAAGUCGUGCAAUUCAAAGUCGGAACGUUCAAGCACUGAUUCUCGACCAGCUCCACCCACUGUAAAACCGUCACCUUCGACUUCUCCCAAGCAACGCGGCCUAUUGGUAGAGCCAGGUUCAAAGGCUACUAGCAACUCUGAAUCAAACGCUAACAGGAAGCGCCGCAGUAAACGGUCUUCCGCUUCCCGUCAGCAACUGACUGAUGAUGGAGGAAAAUGCGACCAGCAGUACGAUCAGCGAGCAACGCCCCUUGUACAACAGAGAUAUUCGAAUACCACGCCUCAAAGACCGCGCAGGCUGAGCGCUCCAGAUUUGCGUUUACAACAUCAAGAUCAGCCUCUUAUGGAUCCGCACCCCGCCGACACGCAAUCAAAUCAAGCUACUGGCAGCCUGUAUGCUGGUGCAACUUUUCAGAAUUCUCCCGCCGCGAGCGCGUUACCAUUGCCAGUAUUCUCUGGCCGCUGCGGACCCAAAGGUCCCGUGAUUCCAAUGGCGUCGUCUGCCGCGACGACCGAGUCCUCCUCAUUGCCGACACCCUCUUUCCAUCCGCCUCUUUUACGCGGCCCUUCCCGCACCUUUUCUCAUGAAACUUUGAACAUGACAGGCACUCCAUCCCCACGCCGGUACAUGGAACUUGAUCAAGAAAUGUUUAACAUGGACGAUGAUGCAAGAAUCAACGACGAGGAGCUCCGCAAAAAGUCUAGAGAUCUUUUAUCACUCCUCACUGGAGCAAAGACUCCAAUAAACGAAACAAUUAAGCCUGCCGACAGGCACACUAGACCUAUCCCGUCUAGACCUUUGUCACACCCUCUUCCUUUGGCGCCUCAGGACGAGCAAAGUAUGUUGGCUCAGAUCAGCCAGGACUUGAAGCAAAUGCUGAAAAUCAAUGGUCCUUGUGGAAAUUGAUUGCAUGAAUCAGAUGGAUGGAAAUAAUUGAUGGAGAUAUUGCUAUUGGGAUGAUCACGUCCCUUUUGUUCAUUAAAAUAUACUAGCUGAUCUCUGAAA